This is a messenger RNA of Copidosoma floridanum, 2045 nucleotides long. Its product is annotated as endoplasmic reticulum lectin 1. Gene Ontology annotation, biological process: retrograde protein transport, ER to cytosol; endoplasmic reticulum unfolded protein response; ERAD pathway. The record is from RefSeq and is a predicted model, not a curated record. NCBI's taxonomy places the organism in Eukaryota, Metazoa, Arthropoda, Insecta, Hymenoptera, Encyrtidae. Gene Ontology annotation, cellular component: endoplasmic reticulum lumen.
UUCCGCAGCUCUAAAUUCUACAGAGUACAGAGUGAGAUCGCGGCCCUUAGGUGUAAGGUGUUUGUACAUAAACACACCUUCCAUAAUCCAUCGGGUGCUUAUCAACAAAUUGUAAAGAAAAUUAGAAGCCGAGACUGACGUACUUAUCAUAGGCUUCAAGUCAAAUAUGUGAAACGUUUUCCAAGUAACUGCACAGCAGAAAGAAAACAAGCUGCCACGGCUCCAAAAUGAAGACGUGUCCAUCAAAGAUGUUUCGGCUGACGUGUCUAGCCCUGCUUCUAGUCAAUUUGUUUGCUCUUGGUUUUGGCAUCGAUGCCAAGGCCUUUGACGAUAAUGUCCUCUUCAAAUUCAACUGGCCCGGCUCUAGUGGUGCCGACCUACUUGAGUCCCAAGCAAACGCAGAACUGUACACCAUAACAUCGCCAAACAAGGAAAAGUAUCAAUGCUUGAUACCUAAUCUUACGGACAAGGAAAUUGCUAGUGAUCAAGCGUACACUGGAAAAAAUCCAAUAGAACUCCUGUCUGUGAUGUUUGGACCUAGUGGUUGCUCUUAUAAGCUGGAUUCAUACUGGACGUAUGAGCUUUGCCAUGGAAGACACGUCAUCCAGUAUCACGAAGAAAGGGAUGUGAAAAAUGUUGAAAAACAAAAAUAUGAACUUGGUGCAAUCAACCCGAUUCGAUUAAAGGCUCUAUCAGCCAUGUACGAUGAAUUGGCAAGCGAUCCAAACAGGAAAGCCAAAAUUCCUUCCAGAAAAAUCGAUGGAGUCAACAUGACCUACGUUGAGAUGGAAAUGAUAGGUGGAACGGUUUGUGAUAUUAACAGUAAGCCAAGGUCCGUCAAAGUUAUUUACGUAUGUCAUCAGCACGAAAAAAUUGAAGUCCAUUCCAUAAAGGAGGUGGCAUCGUGUGAAUACGAAGCCAUUGUUAAAACACCGUGGCUGUGCGAGCACCCAGAUUACAGGCCGCAAGAUACCAAGGAAAAUAAAAUAAUUUGUAAGCCCUUAGGUAACGCUCCGAGAAAGCCAAGAGCAUUGAUGGCACUGGAAGCUGAGAGAACGAAAAUGAAAUACCAGAAAGUUUCGGAAUCGAAGCGACAAAAAGUUAUGGCCAUCUACCAUAUAGAUAAGGAUGGUCAGGAUGGGCACUCUCAGCUGAGAAUCGAAAUUCAUCCUGUUGACGUGACUGGCCGACCUUUUUCUGCGGAAAAUUCGUUGAGCUACAUUAACCAUGGGAGUAACGUGUUGAAAAGUAACACCUUGGAAAAUUUCCUGAAUGGUGAUAAUUGCUUACAAGGAGGAAGAGGGUGGUGGAGAUUUGAAUUCUGUUACGGGCGUUCGGUUACCCAGUACCACGUCGAGUCUGAUGGCACGAAGAUUAUUAUAAAUCUAGGUGAAUUCGAUAAAGAUAAACACAAGAAAUGGAUCGAAGCUAAUCCAGAGAAAAAACCAAAACCUGCGGAACAGAGGAAACACGUGUCGCAUUUGUACAGUCAAGGAUCGAUGUGCGAUGAAACCAAAAAGCCACGACAAACUGAGGUAAAAUUGAAAUGCGUGAAAAAUCGAAUCGGCAGUCCGUACAGCGUAUCGAUGUACUUGGAAGAACACAAGACUUGUGAAUACGAACUGGAGGUCGAAUCACGGCUACUUUGCGACAUCUUGGAAUACGCGGACGAUACGUACGGCAUAAUCAAUAACGAAAAGGGUCUUAUUAACGUGGACAAAUUAACGUCGAAUUUGCGCGUCAAGGAAGACGGGGACAAGAUAGCUCGAGACGGAGACGCAUUGUAACUUUUGAACCGGCGUGUAAAUACAUAAAGAGCGUUUUUCUACUACUGAAAAUUUUUACGAAGUCGCACGAUAAUUUAGGAUGAAAACGUACUAUACCCAAACGAGCGUGGCUGUUGUAAAUAUAACACUAAUUUUUUCACGAGUUUAUUAGUGUGUGCAUUGUGACGUUUGAACUUGAAACUUCCGAGUUUUAAAUACUUGUUCCCAAAGUUUAGAUAAAGACGUUGUUGUAAGAGAAUGGCAAAAUAAAAUAUUUAA